CAUAUCAAUGAUAAUAGUUCAAUGAAGUUGACUAUUUUGCAUGUACCUAAAGUCCAUUAUACAAUAAAAAUGAUGUUAGAUUUGGGGUUUUCACGGCGGUGAUGUUGGAAAUGUUUCUGUAAAUUAGGCCUAAAUUAAGUUACAUUCGUUUUUUGAUGUCACACAUUAACAUUAUGCAUUAUGAAAGUAGUCAUCAUAGUAUCAAGAAUUAGAUUUCAUCACUGAAAUGGAGGCCUUAUCAAUUUUAUUAACUCUUUGUAUUGUAUUAGCAACUUCUUUAUCUGGAAUUUUAUAUCCAAGAGAAUCUGAGAGCCGAGAAGUAGUUUCAUUGGAUGGUAUCUGGAAAUUUCUUACAUCCCCAACUGAAGAUCAGGAGAAUGGGUUUAGAAACAAAUGGUAUUCCACACAUUUUGAAAAGUGGAUACAGAUGCCUGUUCCGUCCAGUUACAAUGAUGUAACUGUUAAUUCUGCAAUACGUGACUAUGUUGGUUGGGUAUGGUACCAACAUGAAUUCUAUGUUCCUAAGCGUUGGUGGGCAGAUAAGCAACGUGUGGUACUACGAUUUGGCAGCGUUCAUUAUACAGCAAUGGUGUGGGUGAAUGGUAAGAAAGCAUGUGAACAUUCUGGUGGACACCUGCCAUUUCAAGCUGAUAUUACACAACUGCUUCUAUACGGUACUGCCAACAUCGUGACUGUAGCAGUGAACAAUACCCUGACCCCAACUUCCCUUCCCCAAGGUUUUAUUCAGCAUCCCAAUGAUACAUCCAGGUAUCCACCUGGUUAUAUACUGUUCCACCAUGACUUUGACUUCUUCAAUUAUGCUGGUAUCCACAGGCCUGUUUAUUUGUAUACCACUCCACAGACAUACAUAGAUGAUAUCACAGUUAUAACCGAUAUAGAUGGAGACGUUGGCAUCAUCAAGUAUGUAGUGAAAUAUAAGAACAAACUGAUGGAUCUCUCUUCAACACCUCUCUGCACUGUUACCGUGUUUGCGCAAAAUGGAACGAGAAUAACUUCAGUUAUAGGACUCACUGGCAAAAUACAUAUUCCUAAAGCAAACUUUUGGUGGCCAUACCUCACAAGCCCAACUCCUGGAUACCUUUACACACUUAAGAUUCAUCUAAACUCUGAAACAGGUGACGAUGUUUAUAGAUUACCAAUUGGUAUUAGGAAGAUCUCUUGGAAUGCCACUACAUUUUUAAUCAAUAACGUACCUACUCACAUGCGGGGAUUUGGAAAACAUGAAGAUUCAAAUUUACGUGGUAAGGGUUUAGACUAUACCCUGCUAAUUCGAGAUUAUAACCUCAUCGCCUGGCUUGGAGCAAAUGCGUACAGGACAUCACAUUAUCCAUAUGCAGAAGAGGCACUGGAUAUGGCAGACGCACUUGGAAUAAUGAUAAUUGAUGAGAGUCCUGCCUGCACCAUCGACUACUUCACAGAUGAACUACUGCAGAAACAUAAAGCAGUAAUGACUGAACUGGUACGGCGGGACAAGAACAGACCUAGUGUUGUGAUGUGGUCACUUGCCAAUGAACCAAGGUCUUUCAGAAAUGAAUCAAGAAAAUAUUUCAGUGCGCUGGUGAAUCUUACAAAAUCGUUGGAUACGACACGGCCAGUGAGUUUUGUGACCAGCCAGACAGCUGAUACAGAUAAAGCUGUGCAGUUCAUGGAUAUAAUAUGUGUAAAUCGUUACCCAGCGUGGUACAGUGAUUCUGGGCGAACUGAUCUGAUUCAACUGCAGGUGAAGAAUGAACUCGCUAAAUGGCAUCACGUAUUCAAUAAGCCUGUGCUCGUUACAGAAUAUGGAGCUGGAUCAGUAAUUGGAAUGCACACGGCUCCAUCUUCCAUGUGGACAGAAGACUAUCAAGUGGUCACCUUGAAAGAACACUUCAAGGCCUUUGAUGCUCUAUAUAAAGAAGGCUUCCUCAUAGGCGAGAUGAUCUGGAACUUUGCAGAUUUUGCUACACCCCAAGAAUAUAUUCGUCCUGGAGGGUGCAAGAAAGGGCUUUUUUCUCGGGAACGGCAACCAAAAAUGGCAGCCCAUAUCACCCGUUGGCGCUACUGGACACUGGCACAAAACUCUACCAACAUAACACUGCCAGAUGACUUGUUAUUUGCAGGUCCCUAGUGUUAAUGUUGUACCAAUUAUUUUUAAAGCUGCAGCAUGAAAUGUUGGAAUCCCAUGACGAGAAUCUAGAAAGAACUUCAUUGCUUCUCGUAGUACUGUUAAAAAGAAGGCAAUAAUGAUUGAUUCUUAGAUAUGUGAAGAUUAAAUCUUGGAAAAUAAAUUAAAACACAAUCAGAGUUACACAUUAACUUCUCCAUAUACAAAAGUACACUAAAUGAACUCACUUCUUUGCUGCCUCCGUCAUCACUCUGAUGACAGAGGCAGCAAGGACCUCUGAAAUGUCGGUAAACUUCUACCAGACUACA
Molecule: messenger RNA, 2433 nt
Organism: Zootermopsis nevadensis
Lineage: Eukaryota; Metazoa; Arthropoda; Insecta; Blattodea; Termopsidae
Product: beta-glucuronidase
Biological process (GO): carbohydrate metabolic process
Molecular function (GO): beta-glucuronidase activity; carbohydrate binding
Source: RefSeq, a predicted model, not a curated record